Oreochromis aureus is the source of this 1511-nucleotide messenger RNA. RefSeq names its product G2/M phase-specific E3 ubiquitin-protein ligase-like. Bases 77 to 1372 code for a protein of 431 amino acids. Gene Ontology annotation, molecular function: ubiquitin-protein transferase activity. The record is from RefSeq and is a predicted model, not a curated record. NCBI's taxonomy places the organism in Eukaryota, Metazoa, Chordata, Actinopteri, Cichliformes, Cichlidae. The transcript is spliced from 7 exons.
UGAUGAGGUCAUCUGGUGCGUUGCUACCCAAGAUGUUUGUACUGUUGAAUCUUCCAUCUCUGCUGACACCCUCACAAUGUCCACCAAUCCUUCUGUCAUUGCUACUGAUGAGGAUGAGCCUUACUCCAGUGGAACAUCUGCCUCUGUCAGUUACAACACACCUGGCUUAUCAGUGGGUUCUUCUGCCAGUGUUACUGGUGACACACGUGUCUUCUCUAGUAACACCUCCAGUGUGUCCAAUGGACCUACCCAGCCAAGUUUAUCCAGCACAUCCUACAGUACAUAUCUUGGCCUGUUUGAGGAAGAAUACCUGUCAGAUGACCCCGACCUCCAAGAAGCCAUUUCAAGGUCUUUAGACUCAAGUGCAAGUGAAAGUGACGUCCAGAGCUUAGAGAGAAUCUUGGAGCAGAUUGUUACUAGAGUAAAUAAUGACAGCACUGUACGCUUCAACAUCAUAAGGCGAAAUGUGUGGGAUGGAGCAUCCAGAGCCAUGGGCAGAUCCAAUUUUUCACCAGAGAAAAAAAUAGAUGUGAAGUUUACUGAUGACUAUGGAAUAUCUGAGGGUGCUGUUGACAAUGGAGGACCUACUCGGGAGUUCUUCCGACUUUGCCUCUGUGAAGUCAAGGACAAACUUGGCAUCUUUGAAGGUCCACCCAAUGCUAAAGUUCUUACGUGCAAUUCUAAAGCAAUGAAAGAUAAUGGAUACUACUAUGCUGGCCAGAUCAUGGCAAUGUCAAUUGCUCAUGGGGGACAGAGUCCAUGUUUCUUGUCUGAACUCUUGUAUGAGUGUCUUCAAAAGGGUCCAGACAAUGUAAAAGUCAGCACUGAGCAUAUUACUGAUGAGGAAACAAGGUCACAAGUGCAGUCGAUCGUACAGGCCGAGAAUGAUCUACAGCUGCAAGAUGCAGUUGCACAGGCAGCCAGCUUGAUCAGUCUUGCUGGUCACAAUGUUUGCAUAACACUUCAAAACAAACAAGAAACUGCUUUGGAUCUGGCUCACUGGUAUGUCCUUCAACGGACCCGUGCACCUUUUGAAAGAUCAUUCACUCUGAACGAGGGAGUAAUGCAUUUCAAGACGAGUGCCGGACCCUGGCUUUCUGGCAAGACUAUCUUCAGGAGGCAGAAUUUGAAACUGAUGUCUCUUUGGAAGAUAUUCUUGUUUUCUGCACUGGAUGUGACAGCAUACCAGCCCUGGGUUUUUCUCCAAAGCCAAGCCUUGAGUUCGUCACUAACUGCAGAUUUCCAGUGGCCAAUACUUGUGAAAAUAUCCUUCGUGUACCAGUUCAUGCAGUGUACACUACUUUCAAAUCAGACAUGGAUUUUGCAAUACGGAAUUCACCAGGAUUUGGAAGAGCAUGAUGUGUUUCCUUAAGGAUUGUUGACAUGAUGAGGAUUUGGGUUUUUUUUCUAUUUUGCAUAUGCAUUUUUAAUUUUCUUGUUUUUUGUUAAUGUUGUUAACCCCACAUCAGAGUACACCCUGGACAGCAGUAGGACUGUAUAGCCUAAAUAAG